Molecule: messenger RNA, 1539 nt
Organism: Radiomyces spectabilis
Lineage: Eukaryota; Fungi; Mucoromycota; Mucoromycetes; Mucorales; Radiomycetaceae
Product: cytochrome P450
Exons: 5
Coding region: 1-1539 (512 amino acids)
Molecular function (GO): iron ion binding; heme binding; monooxygenase activity
Source: RefSeq, a predicted model, not a curated record
AUGACUUCCAUUUUUUCUGCACGAGGCGACAAUCCCAUCACCCGUUACGCUGCUGGAGCGGCGAUGGCGAGUAUUUCGGUGCUGGCCGCCGUGUAUAAUGAUCGCGCAGUAUUUGAUGAGCAUCGAAAAGACAUCAAGACGCAAGCGGGAUGGCCCUUGGUGGGCAGUUUGCCAUUGCUGAUCCAAUAUAAAGACGAAAUUCACGAUUUUCUUCUUGAAGGAUUUACACGUCUCGAUGAAUUGACACUAACCCUGUCUAUACUUGGUAUUCCGCGACAUAUUGCCACGCUCGAUCCUCGAAACGUUGAGCAUGUACUCAAAAGUAAUUACAUCAAGGGUCCCGAAUUCCAUGGAUCACUCAACGAUCUCUUUGGCAACGGUAUCUUUAAUGCCAACGGCGAAGACUGGAAAUACCAGCGCAAGACGGCGAGCCAUAUCUUUAACGUCAAGAAUUUCAGAGAUCAGUUUACGGAUGUGUUUGUCCAAGAAAUCGAGUUCAUGUCCAAGGAAAUCUGGGAUCCCGCCGCUGAAAAUAAUACCGUCGUAGACUUUCACGAUGUCAUGUUCAAGUUUACUCUGGAUUCCUUUAUUCUUCUCGGAUUUGGCGUGCAAUUGAAUGCGCUGGGGUCCAAGGACAAGGUACCAUUUGCGGCUGCGUUUGAUGAAGCACAGAAAAAUACUUUUCAGCGAUUUGUCAAUCCUAUUUGGCCAGUCACUGAACGAUUACUGAGUCUUGCGAUGCCAUGGAAGCCAAGCAUGAAGGAUCAUCUGCACGUAGUUGAUACAUUUGCACGCGAGGUCACGGAAAAACGACGUAUCCAGUUGGCCAACGGUGAAGAACACAAGGAUUUGCUGUCUCGGUUUAUGAAUGCUCGCAACGGACAAGGCGAACCAUUAAGCAAUGACGAAUUGCGUGAUAUUGUGCUUAAUUUUGUCAUUGCCGGAAGAGAUACCACGGCUCAAGCGCUUUCAUGGACAUUUUACAUGCUGCUAUGCCACCCACGCGUCGAAGCCAAAUUAGUGGAUGAAAUCAAUCAAUUCAUCGAUGACGACGUCACCCAUGAUUCCGCCACAUUGUAUGAAGUGAUCAAAAAUAUGAAAUAUGCUCAUGCCGUAUUCUACGAAGUGCUUCGAUUGUAUCCUUCGGUGCCUUUGAAUCAGAAAUAUGCAUUGAAAGAUGACAUCUGGCCCGAUGGUACUCACAUCCGUAAAGGGGACUACAUCUUGUGGUGUCCGUACGCCCAAGGCCGCUGUGAAAAAGUCUGGGGUCCAGACGCCAAGCAUUUCCGUCCUGAACGUUGGAUCAAUGCCGAAGGUGAUUUGCGACGCGAAACCCAAGGUCAAUGGCCCGCCUUUCACGCUGGCCCUCGAGUGUGUCUCGGCCAACAUUUGGCCACGCUUGAAGCCCUCGUCGCCAUUAUCUUUCUUCUCAAACGGUACAAGUUCUCGUUGCUUCCUGGUCAAGAUAUUACCUAUCAAGUUUCCUUGACCUUGCCCAUGAAAAACGGUCUCAUGGUGAGCGUUGAAAAACGCAACUAG